CAAAAAGUCAAUAAGGUGACAAAGCCAGAUCCUUUUCCGUUACCUCGUAUGGAUGAUUGCAUAGACCAGGGCACGAGGGGUGAGUUUAAAAGUGAGAGAAGGAGCGACCUGACAAUCAGACCGAGGAGCAACGAGGAACCAGAACACAUCUGUGAUCAUAUUCCAGCUGAGCAGCACUAAGAUGGAGAGAGUCAUGCAUCUAACUGUGGUAACUGCUGUCCUGCUGUCGGUGGGCAUCCUGAACGCUGUCACAGCCCAGCCUCACACUGAAGAGCUUCUGUCAGUAUGUGAAGAACUAGGACAUGUUGCUUGUGGUGAAGGAUGGAGCCGCAUUGAUGCCAAACGCUGUGUUAAAUACUUCCAAACUCCAAAAUCCUUCGAUGAUGCAAAGGAACACUGCAACAGCUCAGGCAGUGAACUGGUGACAUUCCAAACUCAAGAAGAGAUGAUGAAAGCCGUUUGUGUCACCUUACAUGGCAACCCUGAACCUGAAUCUCUUUGGAUUGGAGUUGAAAGAUCCGGGGAGGGGUUCGUAAAUGUUGAUGGAUCUGAGGUCAAGCAUGCUCAAUGGUACCCUGGACAGCCAGACCAUUUUGGUGGACAAGAGAACUGCGUUACGAUAAACCACAAAGAAUGGGGACUCUGGAAUGAUGCCAACUGCAAAGAAGAGCAUCAUUUCAUGUGCGUCCAGACGAUGUGAUCAUCACCUGCUGCUGUUUGCUUUCACAUUUACAAUCAGUGUAGACAUCGACAGCUGAGCUGCUGCUGGACCAGUUUGUUUCAUGAUGACCUGCAAAACACAAGCUUCUUAACUUUACUGUAAUAAACGCUUCAGCAUUCAA
This is a messenger RNA of Cyclopterus lumpus (lumpfish), 842 nucleotides long. Its product is annotated as lectin-like. Lineage: Eukaryota; Metazoa; Chordata; Actinopteri; Perciformes; Cyclopteridae. The transcript is spliced from 7 exons. Bases 182 to 700 code for a protein of 172 amino acids. The record is from RefSeq and is a predicted model, not a curated record.